Molecule: messenger RNA, 13126 nt
Organism: Esox lucius (northern pike)
Lineage: Eukaryota; Metazoa; Chordata; Actinopteri; Esociformes; Esocidae
Gene: frem2b
Product: FRAS1 related extracellular matrix 2b
Exons: 26
Coding region: 171-9578 (3135 amino acids)
Biological process (GO): cell communication
Cellular component (GO): membrane
Source: RefSeq, a predicted model, not a curated record
UUAUCUUCAACAGAAGAGCAGCUGAUAGAAAGAAUGCUGCACCACACCACGGAUGGGUGUGAGAUAUUUAUCAACAGUAAUUUUAUAAUUUCAUAACUUUAGCCAUUACUUUGAAAUUAUUCAGUUUUUUAUGUGAAAGUUGACCGCGUCUUCGCAGUGGCUCUCUCCAAAUGGCUUUGAUUAUGCCCGGGCAGCUGCAGCGCCAAGGAAUUGGGACUGGCGCUGUUUUUCUGUUCUCAGCUCUGCUUGCGGUGAUUCUGACAGGUGACUCCGCCGGGCAGGUUUUCGACAGUUACGCGUUAUCAUAUGCCUUGAGAUCGGAACUAUCAGAGGAUGCUAUAUUGGUGGCCAACAAUGGAAUACGCGUGCCUUUCGGGAGAGCAGUAUUCGUUGAUCCUAUCAAUGAUUUGGUGAUCCAAGUCCAGCCGGGAGACAGAUGCAGUAUAACGGUUCUGGAUAACGAUCCGCUUUCCCAGAGACCAGGGCAGCUCUCUCCAAAAAAGUUUCCCUGUGAAUUUGGUCCCAAUGAUGUAAAAUAUUCUCACUUCGGGUCCCGGAGCCCCCCGCGGGAUAGGGUGAGGCUACAGCUCAGAUAUGACACUGAGACCGACACAAUAAUCAUCCCGUUCAUGAUGGAAGUGGAGGUUAUUUUCACACAGUUGGAAAUGUUAACUAGAAACAUGCCUUUGACCGUUGAUAAAUUACUUGGUACUAGUAACCCUAUUGACAGGAAGAUUCUAGAGUUCACCUAUGAUAGAAGUGAGCAUCAGUGUAAAGUAACAUCCCUCAACAAUGCAUUACCCAGGUAUGGUAAACUUGUGGAUGAGGGAAACCUUGGUAAAAUGGUGGAUUGUGAUGAGUUUAUUAAAAUGAAUAUUCGUUACCAACACACUUUCACACAUAAAUCGCCCAAUAGAGAUUAUAUACCUAUGAUUGUGGAAUUACAAGAUAAAGAGGGUAAUCUGCUAAAACAGGAGUUUUUCCAGAUUUUGGUGCGUAUAAAGGUGGGAGAGGAGAACACAGCUCCUAAACCCAGCUUUGUAGCAAUGAUGAUGGUGGAAGUGGAUCAGUUUGUGAUGACAGCCAUUACCUCUGACAUGCUGGCUGCUGAGGACAUUGAGUCUAACCCUGACGACCUUAUCUUCAACAUCACCUCCCCCCUAUCCUUUGAGGAAGGGUACAUAGUAAGCACAGAUGACAGGAACCUGCCCAUCACCUCGUUCUACCAAGGGGACCUUAAAGAACUUAAGAUAGCCUACAAGCCUCCGUCUGUGGACUCCGAUACAGAACGUAUCUUUCAGAUAGAAUUUGAGGUGGUGGACACUGAGGGUGCGGUGUCUGACCCAUUUGCCUUCAUGAUUGUAGUGAAGCCUAUGAACACACUGGCUCCAGUAGUCACCAAGAAUACGGGUCAGCUUCUCUACGAGGGACAGUCCAGACCAUUGUCCAGCUCUCACAAUCUGGAAGUCAGCGAUGAGGAUAACCUGGAUGAUGUCAGAAUCACUGUGGUUGAUGGGCUCCGGCACGGUCAACUGAUGGUGCUUGGGAUGCACCGAAAGUUCUUCACCCCGGCCGAUCUGGACGGGGGAGUGGUUAUAUACCAUCACGAUGGCAGCGACACGUACAGCGACAACAUCAUCUUCCGGAUGACAGAUGGGAAGCAUGAGGUGGAAUUCCUUUUUCCCCUGAUGAUCGUUCCCACUGACGAUGAGCCACCCAUUAUCAACGCCAACACAGGGUUAAUACUCUUCAAAAACCAGAUCAUGCUCAUCUCUCCGCUCGCACUUAGUGCUGCAGAUAUUGACUCGGAGGACUCCACUAUCAAGUUCAGCAUAGAGGCCCCGUUCUCAUCUAUAGGUGAGGUGGUGCUGAGGCAAUCAGAGGCCCCAAAGGAUCCAUCCACUUGGAGGUUCAAUGCUAAUGACGAGUUGUACGAAAUGGUGGUUACGGAGUGGCUGCAGCAGGAUAUCACAGACGGGAAGCUGUUCUACAGACACACCGGGCCUCACAGCACUGACACAGUCAUGGACCAGUUUGUUUUCAGGGUCCAAGAUGACAAUGACCCUCCUAACCAAUCAGAAAAGAGUGUGUUUAUAAUCAAGGUUAUGACCCUUGACGACAUCCCUCCUGAGCUGUAUCCCGGCACCACCCUUCAGAUGACUGUACAUGAGUACCAGCUCACCUUCUUCCGUAAGAAGUUUCUGCGCUACACUGACCUGGACUCAGAGGACAGAGAUUUGAAGUACACCAUCACCCAGCCCCCUACAGACACUGACGAGAAUAGCCCUGUGGUACUGGGUUCCAUAGUGUUAACGGAGAGUCCGGACACUGUAGUUACUGAGUUCACUCAAGCUCAGAUCAACCACCAUAAGAUAUCAUACAAACCGCCUGAUCUGGAGCUGGGGAUCACAGCUCACGUGUUGCAGUUUCAGUACACAGUGGAGGAUACUUCAGGAAAUACCGUUACUGGGACGUUUUCUAUAUUCCUGCAGCCUGUCGACAACAAGCCACCUCAGAUCACAAACACUGGCUUUACUAUAUUUGAGCGGGGAACGCAUACAAUCAGCAGCGCUGAGCUGGACACUGUAGACUUAGACACGGACCGUAGUCAGAUCUCCUUCACUCUCACCCAGCCUCCUCAACAUGGCCGGGUACAGUACACGUUCACCGACCUGACCAAAGGGGACUCAUUCAAUCUGUUAGACAUUGCUAAUGACAGGAUCUCUUAUAUCCACAAUGGAGAUGAGACUACCAGCGAUUCCUUCCAGCUGGACAUUAGUGACGGUGUCCAUGUCGUGACCAUUACCGUUCGGGUUACAGUGAAGCCCAUCGACGAUGAGACCCCGACCAUCAGCCUCCCCGCCGGAACCAUCGGCUCCUACAUUGAUGUCCUGGAGAACGGGGUCACAGAGAUCACGACUAACGUCAUCCAGGGGCGGGACGAGGACACGGAUGACCUGAGACUAACGUUCAUCCUGGACGACCCUCCGGUGUAUGGGGAGAUCCUGGUGAAUGGUGUCCAAUCAAGACUCUUCACCCAGGCUGAUGUCAUCAACGGCCUGGUGGUUUAUGCCCACACCAGCGGAGAGAUCAGCCUCACUCCUAAGUAUGACUACUUCAAUCUGACACUGACUGACAUGUCUGAUGAGUGGACGGUGGGGGGCAAUAGGGUCACUGGGGUCAGGGUUCAGGUCACUAUCCUCCCCAUGGACAGCCAGGCUCCAGAGGUGUUUGUGGGCCCACAGUUCACUGUUACAGAGGGCGAGAAAAAUGCUAUUGAGAUUCUUCACAUUAGCGCUGAUGAUGUUGACACCCCUAAUGACGACCUGCUUUGUACCAUAAUUGUCCAGCCCACGUCAGGCUAUGUGGAGAACAUCUCCCCAGCUCCAGGCUCAGAGAAGUCUAGGUCUGGGACGGCAAUCAGUGCUUUCACCAUUAAGGAUAUCAGGCAGAACCACAUAUACUAUGUCCAAAGCAUCCAUAAGGGAGUGGAGCCGGUUGAGGACAGGUUCACUUUCAGAUGCUCCGAUGGAAUCAACUUCUCAGAGAGACACUUCUUCCCCAUCACUAUCAUUCCAUCCAACGAUGAGAAGCCAGCUAUUUACAUGAGGGAGUUUGUUGUCAUGGAAGGGAUGAACAUUGUCAUUGACACGCCCAUCCUUAACGGCGCUGACCUAGAUAUCCCCUCUGACGAGCUAACAUUCAUCAUUACCAAACAACCCAAGCACGGCUUCAUCCUCAACCAGCUAACAACUGGCACGCUCCCAGUCACCAACUUCACCCUGGAUCAGAUCCGGGAAGCCUCCAGUAUAGUGUAUGAACACGAUGACUCAGAGACCACAGAGGACAGCUUUAACCUAAUCCUAAUGGAUGGGAAAUACAGUGUGGAGAAGACCAUCAUCGUCAUGAUCAUCCCCGUGGAUGACGAGACACCCAGGAUGACCAUCAACGACGGCCUGGAGAUAGAGAUUGGAGACAUUAAAGUGAUUGAUAAUAGUGUUUUAAAAGCCACCGACCUGGACUCUGAAGAUAGUACUCUGACGUACAUUAUCCGCUAUGGGCCUGGACAGGGUUUGUUACAGAGAAGGACCCCUAACGGUUUGUUUGAGAACAUUACUGUUGGGAUGAACUUCACCCAGCACCAAGUGGACCAGGCUCUCAUUUUCUAUAUCCACAAUGGACAAGAGGGUAUCCGGGACCUUAUUAAAUUUGAUGUGACAGACGGCAUCAACCCUCUAAUCGAUAGGUACUUCUACGUGACCGUGGGUGGUAUCGACAUGGUGUUCCCCGAUGUGAUCAGUAAGGGGGUCUCUCUGAAAGAAGGAGGCAGAGUAACACUGACCACAGACCUGCUCAGCACCAGCGACCUCAACAGUCCAGACGAACACUUGGUGUUCACCAUCACCAGAGCCCCACAGAGAGGUCACUUAGAGUGUACCGACAGCCCUGGCAUGCCCAUCUCCUCCUUCAGCCAGCUGCAGCUAGCUGGGAGCAAGGUGUACUACAUCCACACGGCUGACGAUGAAGUGAAGAUGGACAGCUUUGAGUUUGAGGUCACGGAUGGUUACAACCCGGUGUUCCGCACGUUCCGCGUGUCCAUCACCGAUGUGGACAACAAGAAACCGGUUCUAACGGUUCACGGCCUGGUGGUCAACGAGGGAGAGAACAAACUCAUCACCCCCUUUGAACUCACUGCGGAGGACCGUGACACACCAGACCGACUCCUCAGAUUCACCGUCACGCAGGUCCCUGUCCACGGCCGCCUCCUCUUCAACAACACCCGUCCCAUGACCUCCUUCACCAAACAGGACCUGAAUGAAAACCUCAUCAGCUACCAACAUGAUGGCACCGAGUCCUCCGAGGACUCCUUCUCGUUCACCGUGACGGACGGGACGCACACGGACUUCUAUGUGUUCCCCGACACGGUGUUUGAGACGCGGCGCCCCCAGAUGAUGAAGAUCACCGUCCUGUCGGUGGAUAACGGGGUUCCCCAGAUCACGGUGAAUAAAGGGGGCCCCACACUGACGGUGUUGGAGACGGGUCAACUGGGGUUCCUCAUCACCUCUAAGACUCUUAAGGCAGAGGACAGGGAUAGUCUUCAGCUGUCUGUCACUUUUAAGAUCACUGUGGGACCACAGCAUGGAUACCUCAUCAACCUGGGUACAGGCAACGCUUCCAUCACCACAUUCAGUCAAGCUGAAAUUGAUGACAUGAGGAUUUGCUACGUGCUCAGAAAUGGUGACAAUGCAACAAGUGACCUCUUCCAUUUCUCAAUUGAGGACAAUGGAGGCAACAAGCUGAAGAACCAGGUGUUCAGGCUGAACUGGGCUUGGGUCUCUUUGGAGAAGGAGUUCUAUGUGGUAGACGAGGAGGCCAAGUUCCUGGAGGUGGUCCUUAAACGAAGAGGAUACCUGGGAGAGACAUCAUUCGUCAGCAUCGGAACCAGAGAUGGCACGGCGGAGAAGGAUAAGGACUUCCGUGGUAAAGCCCAAAAGCAGGUCCAGUUUAACCCAGGUCAGUCCCUGGCUACAUGGAGGGUGAGGAUCCACCAGGAUGGGGAGUAUGAGCAGUCUGAGACCUUCCAAAUCCUUCUGUCUGAACCUGUCAUGGCCGCCCUGGAGUUCCCUGACAGCGCCACUGUGGAGAUACUGGACCCAGCUGACGAGUCCACGGUGUUCAUCCCGUCUGCGGUCUACUCCGUAGAGGAGGGUAUUGGGGAGCUUCUGAUCCCAGUCCGUAGGAGUGGUGACGUCACCCAGGAACUCAUGGUCAUCUGCUACACACAGCAAGCCAGCGCCACCGGGACCAUUCCCACCACAGUGCUGUCCUACUCUGAUUAUAUAUCCCGACCCGAGGAGCACAGCAGUGUCCUGCGCUUCAGUAAGGGUGAGACGGAGAAGAUGUGCCGUGUGGUGAUCAUAGAUGACUCUCUGUAUGAAGAGGAGGAGAGCUUCGACGUGACCCUCAGCAUGCCCAUGGGAGGCCGACUGGGGCGGGAAUACAGCUCCACCAGGGUUACCAUCACACCAGACCUGGAUGACGCACCAGUCUUCUACUUUGGAGACACAGACUACCAUGUGGAUGAAAGUGAUGGGUACCUGGAGGUGAAGGUGUGGAGAACUGGGACGGACCUCUCUAAAACGGCCACGGUCACUGUACGCUCCAGGAAAACAGACCCUGUCUCUGCAGAAGCCGGCGUGGACUAUGUCGGGAUCAGUCGUAACCUGGACUUUGCCCCAGGUGUCAGCCAGCAGACUUUCAGGGUGACUAUCCUGGAUGACCUAGGCCAGCCGGUUCUGGAGGGGACAGAGAGGUUCGAGCUGGUCCUCCGCAUGCCCAUGAACGGCAUUCUUGGAGAACCAGGGAAGGCCACCAUCCACAUUAACGACUCUGUGUCAGACCUGCCUAAGGUGCAGUUCCGUGAUGCCAUAUACACGGGGCAUGAGAACGCCGGGGGGAUCUCAGCCGUGGUGUUCCGCAGCGGAGACAUCAGCCACAGGUCCACAGUCCGCUGUUACACCCGACAGGGCACGGCCCAGGUCAUGAUGGACUUCGACGAGCGCCCCAACACAGACGCUUCCAUCAUCACCUUCCUGCCAGGGGAGGUAGAGAAGCCGUGCGUCCUGUCCCUGGUUGAUGACACGGAGCACGAAGAGGAAGAGGAGCUGAGGCUGGUGUUGGGGUCGCCCCGUAGCGACUCACCGUUUGGGGCCUCCAUUGGGAAACGAAACGAGACUCUGGUCAAGAUCAAAGAUGACGCGGACAAGUCCAUCAUUAAGUUUGGGGAGACUAAGUUCAGUGUGAGUGAGCCCAGCAGGUCAGGGCUGGUGUCUUCGGUCAAGAUCCCAGUGCUCAGGGUAGGAGACACAUCCAAGGUCUCUGUAGUCCGUGUCCACACCAAGGAUGGAUCAGCGACGUCUGGAGAGGACUACCAUCCUGUGUCUGAAGACGUUGAGUUUAAAAAGGGCGAAACAGAGCACGAUGUCGAGAUAGAGAUCCUCUACGAUGGAGUCAGAGAGAUGAGAGAAGCCUUCACUGUCCACCUGAAACCUGACGAGAACAUGGUGGCUGAGACCCAGAUGAGCAAGGCCAUUAUCUACAUCGAGGAGACGAACAGCAUGGCUGACGUCACGUUCCCCUCGGUGCCCCAGGUGUUCUCCCUGCUGCAGUACGACGACACCUCCAGGGCCGGACACACCCCCCUGCUGGCCGGCUACCCCGUCGUCUGUGUUACGGCCUGUAGCCCCAAGUACCCUGACUAUGACAAGACUGGCUCCAUCUGUGUCAGUGAGCACAUCAACAACACGCUCACACGCUACCGCUGGCUGGUCAGCGCUCCUACCGGGACGGACGGGGUCACCAGCCCCAUGAGGGAGGUGGACUUUGAUACCUUCUUCUCCUCCUCCAAGACCAUCACCUUGGACUCCAUCUACUUCCAGUCUGGGUCCAGGGUGCAAUGCGCGGCCCGGGCUGUGAACUCUAACGGAGACGAGGGACUGGAACUCAGCAGCUCCAUAGUCUCCAUCAGUGUAGAGGACGGUAUGUGCCAACCCCGUGUUCAGGGUACAGUGGGCGCUGAGCCCUUCUCUGCCAGGCUGCGCUACACUGGCGCAGAGGACCCAGACCACCCUAACCUCAUCAAAGUCACGGUCACCAUGCCACACAUUGAUGGCAUGCUUCCUGUAGUCUCCACACGUCCUCUGUCUAACUUUGAGCUGACGUUGAGUCCUGAUGGCACCCGUGUCGGGAACCACCUCUGUUCUAACCUUCUGGACUACACAGAAGUUCAGACUCGCCACGGCUUCAUCACGGACGCCACCAAGAACCCUGAGGUGUUGGGGGAGACCUCUCCCUACCAGUAUAGCGCCGCCCUGAGGGGAUCCAGCGUACUACGCUUCUACCGAAACCUCAACCUGGAGGCUUGCCUAUGGGAGUUCACCAGUUACUACGACAUGUCAGAGCUCCUGUCAGACUGUGGAGGGACCAUAGGGACGGACGGUCAGGUACUGAACCUGGUCCAGUCCUAUGUGACCCUACGGGUCCCCCUUCAUGUGUCCUAUGUGUUCCACUCCCCCGUGGGGGCCGGGGGCUGGCAGCAUUUUGACCUGCAAUCAGAGCUACGACUCACCUUCGUAUACGACACUGCCAUCUUGUGGCGGGAUGGCAUCGGCAGCCCCCCGGAAGCUGAGCUACAAGGAGCCUUGUACCCCACCAGCAUGCGUAUCAAUGAACACGGUCGUCUGGUGGUCAACUUCAGAACGGAGGCUAGAUUUAGAGGACUGUUUGUCAUAUCUCACUCUGCAUCCACUCUGUCUUCUAUGGUGAUGUGUGCGGACCACCCUGGAUUGACCUUUAACCUCAGCCUGGUGAGGAGUGAGCCCACCUACAACCAGCCAAUGCAGCAGUGGACCUUCACAUCAGACUUUGCUGUGCGUGAUUACUCAGGUACCUACACAGUGAAGCUUCUGCCCUGCACUACUCCUCCCAGUCUGGAGUACUCCCUCCCUCCUGUCUGUAACCCCAGAGAACCUGUCACCUUUGACCUGGACAUACGAUUCCAGCAGGUGAGUGACCCAGUGGCGGCUGAGUUCAGUCUGAACACUGAGAUGUUGCUGCUGUCUAAGAGAACUCUAUGGCUGUCGGAUGGAUCUAUGGGCUUCGGACAGGAGAGUGACACGGCCUUCUCAAAAGGUGAUAUGGUCUAUGGUAGAGUGAUGGUGGACCCUGUUCAGAACCUGGGGGACUCGUUCAUCUGUAGCAUAGAGAAGGUGUUCCUGUGCACCGGCGCGGAUGGGUACGUACCCAAGUACAACCCCGGCAACAACGAGUUUGGCUGUCUGGCUGAUGCUCCAUCCUUGCUCUACAGAUUCAAGAUCAUUGACAAGGCCCAGCCAGAGACUCAGGCCAGGUCAUUUGGGAAUGUGGGUUUCAGGGCUCUGUUGGCUGUAGAUGACCCUCAGGCUCUGGCCCUGGUCAGACAACCUGGAUCUGAUGGCUUCAGCAUGGACUCCACAGCUCUAUUCCAGGUGUCAGCAGGGAGAGAGUGGUUCAUCCACACCAUCUACACGGUCCGCUCCAGGGAGAACGCCAACCGAGGCAUCGGAAAGAGGAGUCUGGAGUACCACGUACUGGCACAACACAGCUCCACAGCUGGAGGCAGCCCCGACAGUGGAGAGCUGUCCCUAACCUCGGUCCAGUCUCGCUCCAGGCGCUCUGCCAACGGGUUGCCAGACCUGGCAGAAGACAUCGGCCAGGACAGCAACCGCGGCACCAACAUCCUUCACAUCGCCCUGGACCGCAGCCACGAGCCCCACGCUAACCCCGACCGGGAGGUCCUCGACCAGGGCGCGGUGCCCAGGCAACUGAACCAACCUGUGGAGAGCGAGGACAGCCUAGUCCUGAUCAUAGGGACCCUUGUGGGCCUCCUCGUCACUGUCCUCAUCAUCAUCAUCAUUAUUGCACUGGUCAUACGGUCCCGACAGAAGACGAAAGAAGUUCCCACGACAACAUCCAGCUCCACUGAUCCCAUGAUGGCAUCUGCGUUCCCUAGUGGCGGCCUGGACAGCUCAGAAGUCUGAUCGUGAGACAUACUGACAAUGACCACUGAGACAGAUGUUUUUCAUUUAUUUUCUCUUCUUUUUUUUUUUUUACAUUUGGACGUAAGGAGAGGUGGGGGACAAGUGAAACAUUUGACAAUGAGAGCUUUGUUUCCGUGCAGAAAAAACGACUUGAAAUUCCUCUGCUCUUCUUAUCGGCGGUAGGGGACUGUAGAGGUAAAACAAUGUGGAAACGACCACCACUAGAGCAGGGCCUGUAACCCAUUCCAUUUAAGGCACUCGCAAGCUUCCAUUACUGUUUUGUUUGAUGACGUAGCACUUGAUCCAAACCAUGUUUCUGAUAUGCUCAAUGGUGCUAAAGCAGCUGAGGCCUGUAGGAGGAAUGGUGGACCAGUAAGUUGAUGAAAGAACAUGAAGGUUGGAGGGUGAAGGUUCUACUGGUUAUCUUUCUACCUGGUAGGGGAUUUAUUGAGUCAUGUCACUGGUUGCCAAGAGGGUCACCUCACUUGGUGACCCAGGAGAAACUCAGUCCCAAGUUAAAAGAAAGUAAUAUAAAACUGGAGUGUUUCAGCCAUCCAGGCCCAGAGUUGGAAGAAAUCCCUGUAUAAGUUGUUGAAGUUGUCAACAUGUAUGUGUAUUAGCCUGUUAAGCAACUGUCAGUAGUCUGCCAACACUGGGAAUAUGUCCUACCGUAAUAUAUUACUGUAUAAUACUACUGUAGCUCUAUGUCAGACCUGGGGUCAAACACUAGUUGCAAACUUCUAAAUGAUUGGUUCUGGAUUUCAAGAUAUGUGAACUUGUGUCUUUGUGACUUUCAUUUUGGUUCCAUUGGGAUAUGAAUGCUCAGUCAAACAAAGUUUGAACCUAGGUCUGCCCUGGAAUAUGGAGAUUGAUUCAUGUUGAAGUUCAACAGGUGCCUAAGAAUCCACUGGAUGUUGUAGGUUGCGUCCAAAUUGACGCCAUUCUCUAUUUUGCAGUGUGCAACAUGGGUAAUAGGUUGUCAUUUUAAGAUGCAUACUUAGACUGACUGUACCACAUGGUUAUUCUGUGUGAUCUGUAGGACCCCCUACUGUGCUGUCUUGUUACGUAUGUGUUAAUGGUCUAUAAUUUGUGCAUGCUUUUUAAUUUUCUUUUGUAUUUUUUUUUAUAUAAUUGUUUAAACAUAUUGUAUAAUAUUAAUGAUGUGUAAACAUUUGUGGGGGGAAAAAUAUGUCCAAUCUAUUGUAGCUAGCUAAUUUAGUUAAUGUUUUUUCCAUCUAAGCAGAGUUCCAAGUUUAUCACACCUCAUGUUGCGCUGAUUCUUGUCCCAAUAGCAUGGAUGUAAGGCCUUUGUCUCCCAAAUAGUACCAUAUUCCCUAUUUAAUACAUCAGAGCCCAUAUAAAAUAGGGUGCCACAUAGGGAAUAAGAUGCCAUUUGGGAUAUAUAAUAUAUAAGGUAUUAUAAUACAGUACAUACAGCACUGAAUCAAAUCUAAUGACAAAGGCUAGGCCCAAUAUCUCCUGUAGUGAGGUGAUUUUAAAGACAGCUGGUCUGUAAUAUACAAUUUAUAUCAGUGCUGGGGGACACCCCUAGUCCCUGUACUUAAACUUUAUGUUUGUAUUGAUUCAGUCUGGUAUGUGAUUUCUUUGUCAGUGAUUUAAUAGAAUGUUUACUAACUAAGUGGACGGACAUCAUUGCUACAUUGUGAGUGUAUCUGCCUCCCAAAUCGCACCAUAUUCCCAUUAUAAUGCACUACUUGACUCAGGAACAUAGAGCUCUGUUUGAAGUAGUGCACUAAAUAGUAGGGUGCCAUUAAGGAUACAUGAUGUCUCUCUACAUGGAUGUGACUUGACUGAGCUGUAUCAAAUGUUCUCCAAAGGUUUGACAUGAUAUUGAAAUGUAUUUUAUUACUACACAGAUUAAUAAUGAGUGUUUGCGUCCCAAGUGGCACCCUGUUCCCUUCAUAGUUCAGAACAUUUGUAGUGCACCAGAGCCUUGGCCUCAGUUUAACAUUAGUGUCAAUUAAGAGCAUCAGGUGCUAUUUGGGACUAAGGUAUUUUAUCAGAAUGCAGUUAAAGGGAUUAAUGAGGAAUAAAAUGGCAACUAUAAUAAGACCUACUGUGGUUUAAGUCACUCAAAGAAAUGAGAGGUACUACUAUCAUUAAUACAUUACAGAAUUAUUUAUUUAUUUUAUUUCAAAUUAUAACAGGGAUUAUUGCCAAUAAUAUAGAUCUUAUUUUACUUAUUUCCAGAUAAUUUAUUCAGCCACAUUUAAACAACCACUAACCACGGUGUUUUCAACAUGGCUGUACCUGCAAGAGUAAUAGCAGUUGCCACUUUUGCACUGGAAUGCAUAAAGAGAAGCUACAGAACACAACAUGAUUCACAUGAUCCCAGUCAUACUAAGAUUACAUAGACUGACCUCACUGCUGUGUUCAUACUGCUUUCAAAUACCCGCUGGGUAAUUCUCAUAAAACUAUUUAUGAAAAUCUUCUGAUCAGUUUCAAAACACUUAGAUUAGGAUCUGAACUUGUUUAUUUAUCAAUAUUACAAUUCCCUUUUCAAUUAUUAUGCAUUUAAUCACAGUCUCGAAAACGUUCUUCUUACUGAAAAAGGUCCAAAACAGAUUAAACUUUAGUGCAAAUCUGUAUCAAAUAUUUUGUAACAUAGUCCACUUAAUGGAAGGGCCUGAGUUAAAUGUAACACUGAGAAAAUCAAAGUACAUGAAGAAAUUAUUAUUAAAGAAUAUUGCUCUUUGACCUUUUCUGCAGUACAAAAGUUGGAAGAAGUGAGGUAUAGUGAGGAGUUUAAGAAUUCAAAAUGCUUUCAAGUAAAUACAUGAAUAGCCUGUGCUCCUUGAAUGAUUACUAUUCAAUAUGAUGCAUCAAGAAUCUGUUUUUACAGGAACAUGUCCCCUAGUAUAUGUAACUUUGAUGAUUCGUGGACAAACUAGAGCAACAUAUUUUGUAUUUGAGUUUUUCUAAGUAAAAUGUAAUAAAACCACCUGAGAAUUAGAUUGAGAUGCAUUUCUGUAAUGAACAUUUUAUGUGAAUACUGAUUUAAAAUAAUACACUAUCCCAAAAAUGAGACAGUCCUCCGAAAGGUUGUUGAUAUUUGCAGAUGCAUCAUGAUUUAUAAGUAGUUACAAAAAUGUUAAAUCUUGCUUCAUUAGAAAUACCCCACUGCUUUAUAAACUUUUGAUUGUUUUGUUGUUUUAUUUUUGAAUUCAUAAAUGCUAUGCAACCUACACAAUUAUACCACUAAAGUAGUAUUGGAUCCCAAUAUUUCUUAAUUUUGUUCAAUAUGCUUAUGUUUGCUGAUUUUUUUUUCUUCACUUUACCACAAAGUAGUCUAGCUCUUAUAUUGUAGUAGUUAGCGUCACCUUUAUGAUUUCAGUAUUGUACUGAAUGCAUCUAAUGCCUUUGUGAGUGUAUACACGUAUGUACUGUAUACAGAUUGUAUUACAAAUCGAUAUACCACUUGGAUAUUUGGGGAAUGGUCAGUGUUAAAUGCAUAAUUAUGUUCUGUAUAUGUUUGUAAGACAGACCUAAAGCACAAAGUGGUCAGCAAAUAAAGUUUCAUGAACAUG